CCCCCCCCCCCCCGCGACCUCAAUUAGCCACUCUCUCCAGUCUCCAUCUCACUGAGUUUGGCUCUCUCUUUCUUCCCCCACCGUCGUCCGUCACCGUUUCUGCCCCUUGUCCUCGGCCACCACAGUAAACCCCCCCCCCCCCCGCGGCGCGACCUCACUCACUCUCAAUCCAACUGUCAGACCCAUCGCUUCUCUCUCUCUUUCUUCUCCCGCCGUGCAGCUGUCACUGCCCCUAGCCGCUGGCCACCACUGUCCCUCGCCGCCGGUUCAUUCUUCUCCAGGCGUCACCGGCGUCUUCCGGUAUUUUUUAUUUUUCAAAAUCAUAUUUUUUUAUUUUUAAAUUUUUUAGAUCUAUUAUACUCCAGAGUCCAAGCAAAGUAUCAUUCACUGAUUUUUUUUUUUUUUUUCCUGUAUUUCCUUUCUCUGCAUCACUUUCUGCUGAACUUCCCCUUCUGCUCCUGUUUUGUAGUUGCGUCGCCGCUGCCUGAACUACUCCACCCAACCGCCGCCCCCAGCUUCCCUUUUGCCGCUGUGGCAUUUCCCUUAGGUUUCUUUUCGGAAGGUGAAGGAUUAAAAUUCGAAUGAUAGUGUGAAUUAUUUAUCUGUAAUGGAUGUGAAGGCUCUGGCGAAGUCUAAAAGGGCUCACACUCAACACCAUAGCAGAAGGCCGCACGUCCCCCAUACGAAUCAGAAACCAAAAGCCUCGUCUGAUGGUACAAACAGUGCUGCAAGUGCAAAGAAGCCAUUGGGAAAGCAAGUUGGAGAGAAAACCCCUCCUAAGUAUCCGGGUGUCUCUAAACUUCCCUCAAAUUGGGACCGCUACGAGGAAGAGCUUGAUCCAUCAGCCAGUGAUGGAAAAAGUCAACCUUCUGAUGUAAUUUUGCCAAAGAGUAAAGGAGCAGACUACGGUCACCUGCUUGCGGAGGCUCAGGCUCAGGCUCAGCAAAGUUUAUAUGUGGAUGGCUUUCCUUCUCUAGAUGAUGUAAUGCCUGGAGAGUUCAACCAAGGACUAGGCGCUAUGCUGUCAGUUAGGGGCGAGGGCAUUCUUUCAUGGGUUGGAGAUAAUAAUUUUGUUGUAGAGGACGAGACAGUUGCAACUCAUGAGGCAUCAUUUCUCUCCCUUAAUUUGCAUGCUCUUGCUGCGAAACUUGAAAAUAUCGACUUAUCACAUAGGCUCUUCAUUGAAGAAGAUCUAUUACCACCAGAACUGUGCACAGUGGGACUAAAGACUAGCAGCUCUCAGGAAUCUAACCAGAUAGAGACAUGCUAUACUGAACCAGCAACGGCAAUAUCUGAAGAAGUUUUGGAUAAGGUAAAGAUUGCAGGUCAAAAUACUCGGCAUACAUUGUCCGCCACCUCUGGAAGCAGCAAGGCGGAUCAAAGGUUGUCUAGCCAAGGGUUAGUUUCAGUGAAUGCCAUAAAUGCUGAUCCGAGACAAAUAGGCGAAUCUAGUCAAAAUAAAAAACCAGAGUCAACAGAACAAUUCGAUGUGAGCUCUGUUUGGGAACCACAAACAAAACUCUCCUCAUUUGAGGCAGCAGCGGCAGAAGAGGAUUUGGAUAUGCUUCUAGACUCUUUUAGUGAGACCAAGAAGAUCUUCAAUCCCUCUGGCUUCAGGUCCAAUGAUUCCUCUCCUGUUUUACAACAAGAAGCUGCUUCAAUGGCUCCAUCCCCACUUUCAAAACCUGGCCGAGAUUCAUCUAAACCUUCACCAUUUAUUGCUACUCUAGAUGAUUCUCUUGAUGACUUACUUGAGGAGACUUCCAAUGUGAUGAGCCAAAAUGUCUUACCUCCGUCGCUGGAAGGGAAAGCCGAUCUUCAUGCUGUCCAAUCUUCUUCCUCUCAUUCUGGAACCAAGUCCAAAGUGUUAGAUGAAUUUGAUUCGUGGUUAGAUACAAUUUGAUUGUUUGUACGCUAAAAGUUCUAACUUGUACUAAAUUUCUGUAUGAUGUUAGUUCUGCCCUUUACAAGUAAAACGCUUUGGAGGGUCAAUUACACAGGUUCAAUAUGAUGAGAAACAGCUCUUUACCUA
Juglans microcarpa x Juglans regia is the source of this 2032-nucleotide messenger RNA. RefSeq lists its product as uncharacterized. The coding region runs from base 608 to 1903 and encodes 431 amino acids. The record is from RefSeq and is a predicted model, not a curated record. The transcript has 4 exons. Lineage: Eukaryota; Viridiplantae; Streptophyta; Magnoliopsida; Fagales; Juglandaceae.